UGAAGUCAGUCGCAACUCGCAAACUCGAAUUUUUUCAGUUUGUACGAGAUUUUUAUUUGUGACAUCUGUCUUUGACGGUAGAGAGCGAAACAGCGAAUAGUUUGUCGAAGUUUUUGCAGGAUCCAGAACUUAAGGUGGCUAUUUUGCAAGAAUCACUUGUUCUCUUCGGAAAGAAAGUGACGGAUGGUUUGAGGUUCUCCUGAGCUCUGGAUAAUGAUGAAUCAGUAUUCGGUCCCUCCACCUGGCGUCAGUGAAGCGCCCAGACCAGGACAGGAUGUAUGGCUGGAAGCCAAAGCUCCUGAUGGAAAGCCAUAUUACUAUCAUAUCACUACAAUGGCGACGGUAUGGACACUACCUCCGGGUGCUGAACUGUGGAAGCCCCCCGGCAGCGCCCCUCCCGUAGCCGCUGCCACGGAUUCGGCUGCCCCCGGUGGUGGAGCGGCGUCUCAGCCGCAGCCACUGGGAUCAGCCGCGCAGAAUGCCGUGGCGCAGGCACAGGCAGCCAGUCAGUACCAGCUUGGAGCUCAGCCUGUACCUGCUUCUACACUACCGUCCGUGUCUCUUCAGCAGCCCCCUCCGCAGCUGGCGCCGCAUCUCCAGCAACCACCUCCGGGCAUGAUGCCUGGUCACGGUGUUGCGCCACAUCCCCUCAAUCCCCAUCCGGCUGGCAUGUUGGGACCGGGUAUGCACAAUCCCAUGUUUGGUAUGGGAAUGCCGCCAGGGUUUAAUCCAUUUGCCCCAAUGAUGCCGCCAUCCAUGGUUAUGCCACAGGUUCAACGGGAUCCAGCUGAUUGGGCAGAGUAUGCUAAUCCAGGUGGUCGCAGUUAUUGGUAUAAUAGCAAAAUAAAUCAGCAUUCAUGGGAAAAGCCGUUGGAAGUAAUUCAGCACGAAGAACGGAAAAAAGCUGAAGCAGCUGCUGCUGAAGCCCAAGCCAAGGCAGGUCAGCCGGGGGAUGUCAAACCUGCGGAGGCCAAAAAGGAGGUCUCGACGAAGCCCAUUGCCACAAAAACGAUUCCAGGAACACCAUGGUGUAUUGUCUGGACGAAUGAUAAGAAAUCAUUCUUUCACAAUCCGACUACGAAAGCAUCCGUGUGGAAGCCGCCACCGGAGUUACAAGGUAUGAAGGAAGUGGAUGAUUUGUUAGCGCAAAUUCCAGAGGAUGCGACACCGGCUACGUCAGUUGAACCGGCGAAAACCGUCACCACGAAUGGAGAAACGAAUGGCGGAGUGAAACGCGACACGAGCGAAACGGUGGAGGAGCCAUCAGCCAAACGCGUACGCGCGAGUAGCGUGGAUGAGGGCAGCUUGAGUGAUGCCAGCAGCUCGGAUGCUGGUGCUUUAGCCUCAGCACCAAAAGCGUCCACCGGGAUACGCCGAGCGCCUCCGCCGCAAAAGCAAAAACCGAAAGAUCCAGCUGCGGAAGCGGAAUUGAAAGCGGCCAAGGAUCGUGAACAAAUUCUGGAUGAGCGAAUUCGCAGGUUUAAGGAGCUUCUACUUGAAAAAGACGUUUCGGCAUACAGCACUUGGGAGAAGGAGCUGCACAAGAUAGUAUUUGAUCCGCGUUAUUUAUUGUUAACCUCUAAGGACAGGCGAGAUGUUUUUGAUGACUUUAUGAAAGAGAAAGCGGACAGAGAGCGUGAGGAGAAGAAGAAGAAAAUUGGUGAAAUGCGGGAGAAUUUCAAAGCACUUAUGACGGAGGCCAACUUGUCAUUAAAAUCUACCUUCUCAGAUUUUUCAUCGAAAUAUGGUAAAGAUGAGCGUUAUAAAGGGAUUGAACGGAUGAAAGAACGGGAGACAAUGUUUGACGAUUUCAUGCACGAAUUGAGGAAAAAGGAGAAAGAGCUUAGACGUGCUGAGUCGGAUAAGAUUCGGUCAAAUUUUCUGGAGAUGCUGCAAGAAGUGCCGGGACUAACGCGCAAAUCUCAUUGGAGUGAUGUGAAGAAAACACUGCGCGAUGAUCCACGGUAUGAGCGCGUUGAUAGCAGCAACCAGCGUGAAGAAUGGUUUCGUGAUUAUGUGAAGACACUGGCCAAAAAGAAGGAAAAAGAGUCUGACACUGAAGAUAAGGAUAAGGAGAAGCAUGACGAGGAAGACGAAAAAGUGCGUCAAGACCGCGAUCGGCAAGAACGCGCCGAAGCUAGCAUGCGUGAACGCGAGCGACAGGUACAAGAGGAGAUGAGUAGCAUUACCAAAGACCGCGAAAAGGAACGCGAACAUCACCGCCACGAUGAGGCCGUCCAGCACUACAAAGCUCUGCUGACUGAUCUUAUUCGACAGACAGAUUUAACUUAUAAAGCUGCCCGGAAGAUCCUGAAAAAGGACGAGAGGUAUGAGUUGGCCGAUCCGUUAAAUAAACAUCAAAAGGAACAGAUAUACGACGAUCACCUGCACAACCUCAAUUCCAAGAAAAAGCAGACUUACCGGGAGCUACUGGAUGAAACAAACAUCCCAUUGGAUGCUCCGUGGAAAGAAGUACGGCGAAAAAUUCGUGAUGAUGUUCGCUACGGAAAAUUCUCUUCUAAGGAAUCGAAAUGUGAAAGUGAAUUCAAUAAGUAUAUCAAGGAUAAGAUCGAAAAGGCAUGGUACGAAUUUGAGGAUUUGUUGAAGGAAACUAAAUUGUUAGAUCAUAAAAGUAAGAGCCGCAUUGAAGAAUCAGAACAACACAUGAAGGACCUUGUGGAGAUCCUAAAGAAUGACGCGCGUUAUUUGAACCUGGAGCCGUUUUCGUACGACCGCAAGAAGAAGCUGAACGACUUCAUUGAACAGCUGGCUAAGCGCGGUCCACCGCCACCCCCGACGGCAUCGGAGCCCACUCGGCGCUCCGGCAAAUAGAUGGAGCGAUGUUAAUCAUUCCAUUCCACGGCUUUGUUAUGGAUUGUUUAUUGGCAUGUCGCGGGUUUUUGACAUUUUUUUGCAGGGAUUUCGCUUUGUGUCGUUGUAAAUGUCGUUGGAAGGGUUUUUGUUUUCUGCGUGCUGGUGCGGGUAGUGUGUGUUGUUUGUCAUCGGAAAUUGCACUUGGGUGUACUUUCAUUGUGGUCAGCUGGUUUUUUUGUUGUUCUUUUUGCGCUGAUAUUGAGCGAGGAUUGUAAUGUAAGCAUUCUGUGUGGUGGUUAAUUGCCGCAUUGGCUGCGAUUAUUCCGUCUGAUUUAUUAUUACGAAUUUAUGCGUGUUAAUAUAUAUUAAUAAAUCGGAUUUAUGCA
Paramacrobiotus metropolitanus is the source of this 3200-nucleotide messenger RNA. RefSeq names its product transcription elongation regulator 1-like. Lineage: Eukaryota; Metazoa; Tardigrada; Eutardigrada; Parachela; Macrobiotidae. Gene Ontology annotation, cellular component: nucleus. Gene Ontology annotation, molecular function: transcription coregulator activity; RNA polymerase binding. The record is from RefSeq and is a predicted model, not a curated record.